UGUCAGAUCUGACGGUUCCUCUGGGCGUCUCAUUAGUUCUCAUGUCGUUGUGACGGAGGGAGGAGCAGAAACACUCGGAGCUUUUCUUCCCGCUGAGGAGAAUCUGUGACGACGGCUGCCAGAGAGAGAGAGCUCAGUUUCCACGGUGACGGCAUCCCUCCAUCCUCCUCCUCCUCCGUCCGGCUGCAGCGGCUCGUCGUCAGGAUGGGAGAUAAAGGAACCCGGGUGUUUAAGAAAGCCAGUCCCAAUGGAAAGCUCACCGUCUAUCUGGGGAAGAGGGACUUCGUGGACCAUGUGGACCUGGUAGAACCUGUCGACGGUGUCGUUCUGAUCGACCCAGAGUACCUGAAGGAGAGGAAAGUGUUCGUCACUCUGACCUGUGCCUUCCGUUACGGCCGCGAGGAUCUGGACGUCCUUGGCUUGACGUUCAGAAAAGAUCUGUUCGUGGCCAACAUCCAGGCGUUUCCUCCGCCGCCCGAAGAGAAGAAGAGUCUGACCCGCCUGCAGGAGCGUCUCAUCAAGAAGCUGGGAGAACACGCCUACCCGUUCACCUUCGAGAUUCCUCUGAACCUGCCGUGUUCGGUCACGCUGCAGCCGGGCCCGGAGGACACGGGGAAGGCCUGCGGAGUCGACUUCGAGGUGAAAGCUUUUUGUGCAGAAAAUGUUGAAGAAAAGAUCCACAAAAGGAACUCGGUGCGUCUGGUGAUCAGGAAGGUUCAGUACGCUCCAGAGAAAGCAGGUCCUCAGCCCACAGCAGAAACCACCAGACAGUUCCUGAUGUCGGACAAACCUCUACACCUGGAGGCCUCUCUGGACAAGGAGAUUUAUUACCACGGUGAGCCCAUCAGCGUCAACGUCCACGUCACCAACAACACCAACAAGACGGUGAAGAAGAUGAAGAUCUCAGUGCGACAGUACGCUGACAUCUGCCUGUUCAACACGGCUCAGUACAAAUGUCCCGUCGCCACCGAGGAGUCUGACGACAUGGUGGCUCCCAGCUCCACCUUCUGCAAGGUCUUCACUCUGACUCCAUUCCUGGCCAACAACCGGGAGAAACGAGGUCUGGCUCUGGAUGGGAAGCUGAAGCACGAAGACACCAACCUGGCGUCCAGCACCCUGUUGAGGGAAGGAGCCAACAAGGAGAUCCUCGGCAUCAUCGUGUCCUACAAGGUCAAAGUGAAGCUGGUGGUGUCACGAGGCGGGCUCCUGGGAGACCUGGCGGCCAGCGACGUCUCGGUGGAGCUUCCCUUCACGCUGAUGCACCCCAAGCCUCUGGAGGAAUCCAUUUACAGAGACGCUCCAGAUGAAGCUCCGAUCGACACAAACCUCAUCGAGUUCGACACACACGACGAUGACAUCAUCUUUGAGGACUUCGCCCGGCAGCGGCUGAUUGGUGCGAAAGACGACAAGGACGAAGACGAGGAGCCGGUGGAUUCGCCCAAACUGGACGACAGAUAGAGAUAAACGGCGGUGUUUAGCGUGGAGCUAACGGAGGUCAGCUUUAGGUCAGUCUGGACACCCUUCAACACUCGCUGGUGUUUGUGUUUCCUGUCCGUCCUCUGUGUCCUGAAUCCUCCGGGUGAAGCAGCUCUUCUUUGUUAGCCAGCUGGAACUCUGAACCGCGGCGUCGUAACGCCAGCUGGUAGCAUGCCUCUAGCGUCUCUUUGUUCUACGUGUUUCCAUUAGCGAUGAACAGGAGUCCAGUUGUGUUGAGAUUAGUUUCAAUAUUGUGUAUCAGAGGGUCUUCGUAACAACAACACUGCCAACUGAACAGUUCACCGUCGGAGCCACGACUUCAGCCGACCAGGAGGCUAACGGUCGGUCUGUAUGUUGAAGGAACAUACGUGUGAUAUGCAGGACACCCGAGCUGCCAGUAGAACCUCAAACCAUCAGCUGGGAGGACGCUGGCCUGUUUGCAUGGAAUACAUCAGUAUGAUUCAUCAAUAAUCAGCCUUUAUAGCAACGCCCUGAUUUUAAAGAGCAUCCGAGUGUUUGUUGUCUCAUGUUUUCAUCGUCAGUAUUCACGGUAAUCUUUCACAUCGUUCCUAUAAAAUGACAUAAACGGAAAAUGACAAAACAAGACAUACAACGGCAAAAAUGAGACACAAAACAACAGAAACGUGACAGAAAAUGACAAAACAAGACAUAAAACGACAAUAACGAGAUGACAAAAACUAGACACGACAAAAACGAGACACAUUGACAAAAACAACAGAAAGGUCAUCUGCAGGUUCUGCUGACAUGUUGUGGGAAACGUUCCAUGAAUAAUAACUAUUUAAAAUACUAUGUUGAUUUGAAAAGUGUUCCCACACUUACAAGAAACAUCAAUGAAAAAAUAAAACCAAAAAAGGAAAUUUAAAUUAGAUUCCAACUGUUUUAUUAGAGAUCCAGUUUAGUCAUCUUAGGGUAGGACAAGAGAAAAAUAACAUUUUAGGGGAACUCCUGAUUUAUUUGGUAUUUUCAAGAUAUUUUCAAACAUUCUUUUCUCCUAGUGGUUUUAGAUUUGGUCUCAGAACAAGAACAUUUACACAUCUAUUCCUUUUUGGUUGUUUUCAAACUGAUCACGUUUAUCGAUUAACAAAAAUCACUCCUUCAAUGAUCAGUUAUUCAGGAGGCUCAGUGCAAUUACUGAACCUUUAUUCUGAAAGCUAACCAGAGCAUCAGCUUCCUUCGGGUGACCAUUGUGCAGGUGUGUAAUGGUUUGUGUGAUGACAGAGGACCAGAACACCAACUGUAGUUUUUAUUUCCGAGUUUCAUUCCAGGAUCAGAAUGUCUCUAUGGGUUCUCCUCUUGUUCCAGCUAGUCGGAAUUUAAGAACCCAACUUGUAUAUUUCACUGCAUCUUUAAUAAAAGGACGUUUGUGGCCA
Molecule: messenger RNA, 2867 nt
Organism: Acanthochromis polyacanthus (spiny chromis)
Lineage: Eukaryota; Metazoa; Chordata; Actinopteri; Pomacentridae
Gene: arrb1
Product: arrestin, beta 1
Exons: 16
Coding region: 205-1458 (417 amino acids)
Biological process (GO): signal transduction; visual perception; G protein-coupled receptor internalization
Molecular function (GO): G protein-coupled receptor binding
Source: RefSeq, a predicted model, not a curated record